This is a messenger RNA of Fopius arisanus, 1161 nucleotides long. RefSeq lists its product as uncharacterized. The transcript is spliced from 3 exons. The coding region runs from base 159 to 716 and encodes 185 amino acids. Lineage: Eukaryota; Metazoa; Arthropoda; Insecta; Hymenoptera; Braconidae. The record is from RefSeq and is a predicted model, not a curated record.
UUAUUUUUAGAUGCCAAAAUCAAACGAUCAUAACCCGAAUGACAUCAGACAGAUAGGACUGAUCAUAAUGACUCAGAAUGAUUGGAUAGGUGUAAACAAGAAGUGAUCCCCGAAUAAUAAUCUCUACAUCGAUAAUUCAUCGUGAUUAAUCAGUGGAUAUGUUCGGGGUGAAGGACAAGGUAGCGUACAGAAAUGGAAGGAAUUUUGGGGAGAGAAAUGAGAAAAUUGAGACGAGUUUUAUUCGAGAUUUUUGGAGAAAAAUCAAUAUCAAUGAGUGGACCUUCAGUUUAUUUCUCCUCGGUCUGUCCUUGACGAUUGUUGCUGUCAAACUUGUUGUCAUGUAUGGGUUUCUCUUGCCUACGAAAACGUACGUCCUUGUUAAAAACCCUAGUCAGUACCUCCUGGGGCUUGUCCCAGGCUUUGAUAGGGGUGAGGACUUGGGAAAUCACAUGAGAGAGAAUAAAGAUGGUUUUUUCGAGAGUCUCGGUGAAUUAAUAGGAAAAUUUGGAUGGCUUGUCAAAGCAGCUGUCAGUGGAAUCUCAUUAAUGGGUUUCACUUGGUUUAUUGUUUACAAGGACAGCAGGAUACCUGGUGUCAAUCCACCGUCGCCCUUUAGUCCUGGCAAGAGAAAGUUUCAGGACGACCCCCGAAUUCAGAUGAAUUACCUGAUAGGCGUUAUCAAUGGGCUUCUGAUCUUCAUCUACAUGUGCUUCUAAUGAAUGAUCAAUGGGAAUUCAACCGACCAGCAAUUUGGCAUCUGAAUAAUCGAGAGAUAUAUUUUUUUUUUCAACGGAGGGAUAUCUGAUUAAUUUAUUAAUGGGAUAUAUCAUGUUUAAUGAUUUAAAUAGUCAAUAUCCUCGUGGGGUGGAGGGGGGGUCAACCUCGGGCUUUGGGAUAUACACGUUUGCCAGUAUUUAUUUAUUAUUGAAUUGAAAGUAUUAGUUCAUCGCAGAUCUAAAUAUAUUUAUCUAUUUAUUCUGUCUGUCGAGAGUUCAAAGGUCCAUCGACUGAUUAUCUGUUCAUACUCAGGAGAGGAUUCAUCAAUGUUAUUAAUUAUUGUGUCUUUUGUGUCAAUUCUUCGUGGAAUGUAAUUAUUAAUUAAUUACAGGAGAAGAUAUCUACUUAAUGGUAAUGAAGUUCAAUAUUUUGGGAUAUUUCUAC